CUGACAAUGUACGAAGGACUUAGAUGUAAUGCGUCGUCGUCCUAGGGAAAACGCGCUUUGUCAAAAAAGUAGAACUAAGUCUCGUCGUCCCCUCGCGUAUCGCAUCCCGCGUUUCUCAACACCAACACCAACAUCGCAGCAUCCAACCACCAAAAAUCACCAAACCCACCGCCCUUUAACUCAUCCCUCAAGCCAAAAGACUACACACCAAACUUCUCAGCUCUUACCCCAAAAUAUAAUGGCCAAAGCCAAAAAGGAAAAACUCGCCAUAAACUCUUACACACUCAAUCUCCCCUCCAACUCAACCUCAUCCCCGCAACACCACUCCCUAAUCCCCAAACCCUACCUAACCCUCCCCAGCAUCCUCAACAUAAUCCCCCUCCAACCCUUCAUCACCUCCACCCCGCUCACAGCCCUCACCUCCCCAGCCUACUCCGACCCAAUCUCAGACCUCUACUCCGGCGCCCACACCCUCCAGCUCCUCGCCUACCUCAUCGCACACGUCCUCGUCUCCAGCAUAAUCUACUUCCUCACCUCCCCCGAAUGCCACGCCGUCCCGCCCAGACUCCAGCUCACAAUCUAG
Colletotrichum acutatum is the source of this 583-nucleotide messenger RNA. RefSeq lists its product as uncharacterized. Lineage: Eukaryota; Fungi; Ascomycota; Sordariomycetes; Glomerellales; Glomerellaceae. The transcript has a single exon. The record is from RefSeq and is a predicted model, not a curated record. Bases 29 to 583 code for a protein of 184 amino acids.